Messenger RNA from Penicillium hordei, 4179 nucleotides. RefSeq names its product cleavage/polyadenylation factor CFT1. The transcript has 7 exons. NCBI's taxonomy places the organism in Eukaryota, Fungi, Ascomycota, Eurotiomycetes, Eurotiales, Aspergillaceae. Gene Ontology annotation, cellular component: mRNA cleavage and polyadenylation specificity factor complex; nucleus. The coding region runs from base 1 to 4179 and encodes 1392 amino acids. Gene Ontology annotation, molecular function: nucleic acid binding; protein binding. The record is from RefSeq and is a predicted model, not a curated record.
AUGCAGUGCUACACAGAGCUAUUACCCCCCACAGGGGUCACCCAUGCUUUGGCAGUUCCUUUCACCUCAGCCACCGCCAGCAAUUUGAUUGUUAUCAGAACCUCUCUAUUGCAAGUUUUCUCUCUCGUUAAGGUGGUCUCCUCUCAACCACAGAAGAAAAGUUCGGAGCCCCAUUCUUUGCAAUUUUCUCAACCAGAAACGAAAUUAGUACUGGAAAAAGAAUACCCGCUAUCCGGAACCGUGACUGACUUAAGCCGAGUCAAAAUCUUGAACACCAAGAGUGGUGGAGAAGCCAUCUUGGUUGCAGUCCGCAAUGCCAAGCUCAGCUUAAUUGAAUGGGACCCUGAACGUCAUGGAAUCUCAACAAUUUCCAUCCAUUACUACGAGCGGGAUGACCUGACCCGCAGCCCCUGGGUGCCUGACCUGAGCCGGUGUGGGAGCAUUCUGAGUGUUGACCCAAGCAGCAGAUGUGCGGUGUACAACUUUGGAAUUCGCAACCUUGCGAUUUUGCCCUUCCAUCAGGCAGGUGAUGACUUGGUGAUGGAUGACUACGAUUCGGAGCUUGACGGAGAACGCCCAAAUCAGAACUCUGGAGGAGCACAUAUUGAGAAUAGCAAAGAAGGACCAAUACACCAAACACCCUACUCCUCGUCUUUCGUCCUGCCAUUGACUGCCUUGGAUCCUUCAUUGUUACACCCUAUAAGUCUUGCGUUCUUAUACGAAUACAGGGAACCAACGUUUGGAAUUUUAUAUUCUCAAGUCGCAACAUCUACUGCCCUUCUCCAUGAAAGAAAGGACGUGGUAUUCUACGCCGUGUUUACGCUUGACCUUGAGCAGCGAGCUUCUACCACCCUUCUUUCGGUACCUCGUCUUCCCAGUGAUCUAUUCAAAGUCGUGGCACUCCCACUUCCAGUAGGAGGUGCCUUGCUUCUUGGCUCAAAUGAAAUCGUUCAUGUGGACCAAGCCGGUAAAACCAAUGCGGUGGGAGUUAAUGAGUUUUCAAGGCAGGUUUCUUCAUUUUCAAUGACCGACCAAUCGGACUUGGCGUUCCGUCUCGAAGGUUGCAUAGUUGAGCGACUUGGUGGUGAUAGCGGUGACCUACUCCUAGCACUUGCAUCCGGCGACAUGGCAUUGAUCAAAUUCAAACUUGAUGGUCGGUCUGUCUCCGGUAUCACUGUUCACUCCCUUCCGGCGCAUGCAGGUGGAGAUAUUUUGAAGUCGGCCGCCUCCUGUUCCACUUGUCUCGGGGAUGGAAACGUUUUCAUCGGCAGCGAAGAUGCCGACUCGGUUCUCCUAGAAUGGUCGCAUUCAUCCGCCUCGAUUAAAAAAGCCCGGCUUGAGUCGAAACAAACAGCGGAUGGUCUGGAUGGUCUGUCGGAUGAUGAUGACCAGAUGGAGGAUGAUGACCUUUAUUCCUCGGCGCCUGGGCCGACACAAGUCGAUAAUCGCAUGGGAACCGACAGCUCAACACCCGAAUUUUAUAACUUUCGACUGAACGAUCAACUUCCUAGCAUUGGUCCAUUGAGGGACAUCACUUUGGGCAAAGCUUUCUCGAAUACGAACCACCAAAGCCAAGCUACAAGUGAAGGUGUUGCCGCAGAACUGGAGUUGGUGGCAUCUCAAGGCUCAGACAGAGGCGGUGGCUUGGUAGUCAUCAAGCGCGAAAUUGAUCCUUUGACUACCAUGUCUCUCAAAGUCGAUGACGCGGAUGGUGUAUGGUCAGCCAGCGUCCAAAAAAGGAGAGGGCCUUCCAGCACAGACAACCCCUCUCGUCAAUAUGUGGUUAUCUCUCGGUCUACGGAUUCGGAGCAGGAGGUGAACGAGGUCUUCGUCGUGAAAGAACAAAGCUUGAACCCUUUCAAAGCACCAGAGUUCAACCCAAAUGAAGAUUGCACGGUUGAUAUCGGAUCUUUCGCAGGCGAUACUCGUCUAGUUCAGGUUCUGCGGAAUGAAGUCAGAAGCUACGACAUAGACCUGGGAUUGUCACAAAUUUACCCCGUUUGGGACGAAGACACCAGUGAUGAGCGUGUGGCUGUGAGCGCCAGCUUUAUUGAUCCUUAUCUUGUGAUUAUUCGGGAUGAUUCAUCAGUAUUGCUUCUGCAGGCGGAUGAAAGUGGUGACCUCGAUGAAGUUCCGCUUUCAAAUGAGAUUAGCUCGUCACAAUGGCGCUCCGGAUGCCUUUAUCACGAUAAUUCACAGUCAUUCGGCGUUGCAGGCUCAUCGUCGAAGGACUUUUCAGAAGGCGAGGUGCUUCUAUUCCUAUUGAAUUUGGAGUAUAAGCUAUCGAUCUUCGGACUUUCUGACAUGAAGUUGAUCGCGAUCAUUGAAGGCGUCGACUGCUUACCACCCGUAUUGUCGACCGAGCCGCCCAAACGAUCCAACAAUCGGGAGACACUGACAGAAUUUGUUGUUGCCAAUCUUGGUGAUAGUUCUAGCCUUUCGCCUUAUCUCAUUGUUCGAACCGAAAAUGACGACCUAGUGUUCUAUAAACCAAGCCUAGUCCUGACAAAUGCUGGUCAUGGAUCGUCUCGUCGCUUGCAAUUAUUCCGAGAGUCAAAUCAUGUUCUACCGAGGAGCCCUUCAGGGGAGGUAUCCUCUCAAAUACAGAAACACCAGCGAUUGAGACCCCUGAGGGUUCUUUCUAAUGUCUCAGGGUUUAGCGUCAUAUUUAUGCCGGGAGCCUCAUCAAGCUUUGUAUUUAAGACUGCAAAGAGCUCGCCGCACAUCAUUCGUCUUAGAGGAGGCUUUACGCGUUGGCUAAGUCCCUUUGAUUCGGCCGAUAUUGGCUGUGAAAAUGGAUUCAUUUACGUUGAUUCUCAGAGCUGUAUCCGGGCUUGUCAACUACCUUCUCAAACUCAAUUUGACUACCCGUGGACAUUGCGCAAAGUUCCAAUUGAAGAGCAGGUCGAUUUCUUGGCCUACUCGACGUCUUCUGAGACAUAUGUUCUCGGCACAAGCCGCCAAGGUGACUUCAAGUUGCCGGAGGGUGAUGAUCUGCACCCUGAGUGGCGAAAUGAAGAGAUAUCCUUUUGUCCGAAGAUCCCCGAAAGCAGCAUCAAGGUCGUCAGCCCAAAGACAUGGACUAUUAUUGACAGUUAUCCUCUGGAUCCCGAUGAGCAGGUGACAGCGGUGAAAAAUGUGAACAUUGAGGUUUCGGAGAAUACGCACGAGCGGAGGGAUCUAAUCGUGGUCGGAACCGCCAUUGCUAAGGGAGAAGAUAUGCCAGCUCGCGGGACGAUCUAUGUCUUUGAUGUGAUCAAAGUGGUCCCAGAUCCCGAAAAGCCGGAGACAGGCCGCAAACUCAAACUGAUUGGCAAGGAGUCAGUGAAGGGUGCAGUGACCGCGCUGUCUGGCAUCGGUGGCCAAGGGUUCAUAGUCGUAGCCCAGGGACAGAAGUGUAUGGUCCGAGGUCUCAAGGAAGAUGGGAGCCUUCUUCCCGUUGCAUUUAUGGACAUGCAAUGCUACGUCAAUGUCGCCAAAGAGCUCAGGGGCACCGGCAUGGUUAUCCUAGGAGAUGCCGUGAAGGGACUCUGGUUCGCGGGUUACUCAGAGGAGCCAUAUAGAAUGACACUCUUCGGCAAAGACCCCGAGUACCUGGAGGUGGUGGCAGCCGAUUUCCUCCCCGACGGGAACAAGCUGUACAUGCUAGUUGCGGAUAGCGACUGCAACCUGCACGUCCUGCAAUACGACCCGGAAGACCCCAAAUCCUCCAACGGCGAUCGACUCCUCAGCCGAAGCAAAUUCUACACUGGCAACUUCGCAUCAUCAGUUACUCUUCUGCCUCGCACAGCAGUUUCAUCGGAGCUCGCCGAGUCAUCCGAAGAAGCAAUGGAUGUGGAUGAGGCCUUCGCCAAACACCAGGUUCUCAUCGCUUCGCAAAAUGGGUCUUUGGCGCUUGUGACGUCGGUUGCUGAGGAGUCAUACCGUCGACUAUCAGCACUACAGUCUCAGUUGAUCAACACCGUCGACCAUCCUGCCGGUCUGAACGCGCGAGCUUUCCGGGCUAUAGAAAGCGACGGCGCUGCUGGCCGUGGUAUGGUUGACGGCAAUAUAUUGCGUCUAUGGCUGAACAUGGGCAAGCAGCGGCAGGCUGAGAUUGCGGGCCGGGUUGGCGCGACGGAGUGGGAGAUCAAGGCCGAUCUGGAGACUAUUGGCGGUGAUGGACUCGGAUAUCUAUGA